UCGCAUGACAUUUCCGCCAUUGUUGGCUUGUCAGCGCCCCCAAAAAGCAUUCCGCCCGUGCGAAAACAAAAGAGAAAAUCACCAACGUCGGACAAUAAUCUCCGGAGAAAUGGCAAACUACACGGAAGAUCAGUUGGCAGAAUUCCUGGAAGCCUUCAAUCUCUUUGACAAUCGCGGCGAUGGAAAGAUCCAGCUGAAUCAGGUGGGAGAAUGUCUGAGGGCUCUGGGACAGAAUCCCACGGAGUCCGAUGUGAAGAAGUGCACGCAUCAGUUGAAGCCGGACGAGAGGAUCUCCUUUGAGGUGUUCUUGCCGAUUUAUCAGGCAAUCUCCAAGGCGCGUUCCGCUGACACGGCCGAUGACUUCAUUGAGGGCUUGAGGCACUUCGAUAAGGACGCUUCUGGGCUGAUUUCCACGGCGGAGUUGCGACACCUUCUCACGACGCUGGGCGAGAAGCUCACUGAUGACGAGGUGGAGCAGCUGCUCAGCAAUCAGGAGGACUCCCAGGGAAAUGUGAAUUACGAGGAGUUCGUGCGAAUGGUCAUGAGUGGUUAGUUGUUGAAGAAGCAGCAGCACCAAUAUGGGUAGCAUUUUGAUGCAUUUUGCGAAUACUUCCUUGUAUUCAUCCUUCAAAAAUUGAUGAUUUGAAUUUACACACAACAAUCCCCUCUUGCCCCAUUUUGUCCCCAGGCAUUCACUUUCCAUAAUAUUAUUAUUAUUAUAAAACUGAAAUAAAAGGACAAGUAUUAACUUUUACUUAUAACAAAAAUAAAUUAUCAAAUUGUGAA
Phlebotomus argentipes is the source of this 786-nucleotide messenger RNA. It is a transcript of the gene Mlc-c, whose product is annotated as myosin-2 essential light chain. NCBI's taxonomy places the organism in Eukaryota, Metazoa, Arthropoda, Insecta, Diptera, Psychodidae. Gene Ontology annotation, molecular function: myosin heavy chain binding; calcium ion binding. The transcript has 3 exons. The record is from RefSeq and is a predicted model, not a curated record. Bases 5 to 553 code for a protein of 182 amino acids. Gene Ontology annotation, cellular component: myosin II complex.